UCAUUAUAAUGAAAUUAGAUCCUUUCCUUUUUAUAAAUAAGUGGUUAUAUUUCGUAUUAUUAUUUUCCAUUCAUUUGACCCGUUUAGGGUUUGCUUUGCCUUUUCUUCACUUGGGCUUUUAAAUGACCCUUCUUUUAACCAACACAUGCCAAGUAGCGGUGCUUGUCGCCAUUGAAGAAGGUUUGUUCUGUAUUGUAUUAAGAUUAAGAAUGUCGAUCGAUCGAUCGAUCGAUCGAUCAAUACGAUUGACCCGUGGAACUGAAAUAGGACAUGACUUUAUACCGUAUCCGGACCGCGAUCUAUUUAUUCACUGUCGUCUUCAUCUACCGUUGCCGGAACCGGUGGAUGAUCUCAUACCUCCGACGACCCUCAUUUCCACUCAACCUAUACCAUGUAGUACGACGCCAGUGUGGCGGACGACGUUGGCCUACUUUCUGUCAACGAAAAUCCUUAAAGGACUGAGGCGGCGAAAGACGCAAGUGACGUUGGAAAUUUUCACGUUAUCGAUGAAUGGCGACAAGGAAGAGUUGGGCCGAGUAUCACUACCUAUUAAUUUGGCCAAAAUGGUUCGCAUGAAUAGCCUUGAAAGGGAAGAACUGACGAUGAUCAAGGACUAUGUGGUCAACAAAGGCAGGUGGCAUCGAUUGAGUAAAGGCAACGCAGAGAUCAAAGCCGGUCUAUUCUUUGCGACGAUGCCCACUGUGGAUAUCGUACAAUCGAAAAGUAUGGCAAAACUUCAACGGACGCCACUCGAUGGCAUCACGGCGUCCCAGUUGGGACUUGAACUUUGUUCCGUCAGCACCAGUCCGUACCUGACCAAAUCGACCGGCACGUCGCCUUCCCUUCGAUCCAUUUACUGCCGGACCAAAGCAAAAGAUCAAAGGACGGCUGGCACGGUAUCUGAUUUUAUACAAGUGGGGACGGGCACCGACCAGUACACAUUUGUCCUUCGCAUCUUGGGAACCCGGGCACUGGACGCUUUUGAACGCCCCUGUCAAACCAUCGAAAAGGCUUAUUUUCGCUGCCAAGGUUUCGGUCGUUCGAUCAACUAUGCUGCACGACUGACUGAAACAGGGGACUGGGAAGGCCCCCACGCAUUUUGCAAGAUAGCCUUGCGUGGCAAGAAGGAAGAACUCGAGACGGUCAUUGAUGAGGAUCAGCAAAUUGUUAUUACUUUAUUCCUCCAACUAAAAGGGCACUCAACAUCUCCAUGGACGGACAUAAGCGAAGAAAGAACGGUCCUCGGAACCACCAGUAUAAGAAUGAACAGUUUGUUCUCAGCCGACAUACACAGAGUAGCUUAUCCAAUACGGGACGAACGCUAUAAAAUUCGAGUCAAGGACUUUAUGAUUGCCUGUCUCUUGCUGGAAGUCGGUCUUGAAGAAGGAUGGGACGAGCAAGACACAGCAGAAGGAGAAGGAAUGGAUGAUUUAUUUAAGCGUAAUGAAAAUAAACGCACGUUUGUGUAA
Molecule: messenger RNA, 1469 nt
Organism: Radiomyces spectabilis
Lineage: Eukaryota; Fungi; Mucoromycota; Mucoromycetes; Mucorales; Radiomycetaceae
Exons: 1
Coding region: 123-1469 (448 amino acids)
Source: RefSeq, a predicted model, not a curated record